AUCAUCUUGAGACAGAGCGACCAGUGAUCCCAGCAAACCCACCAUCGCUCUUUCACUUCCUCCUGAAGCCAACACAGCGAUGUUGGGCAGAUCCUCCUGUAAAGAAUGCAGUAAACACUCAUUAAGCAACUACUGGGAGAACACAAGAACACACCAGACCAGGACAGAGGACGGGUACAGCAACAGAUCUUAAAAGACAUGCAGACAAGCGAGAUGAACGUUUUGCUAGCUGUGUUUUGCGUGGUUAACGUCCUCCAGCUCUGUCGUGGACUAUCCGGCGGAGGAGAAUGCUACUUCAAUGCAAAAGCCAGCUGUGAACACAAAGGCCAUGCUUUUGACAUCGGGGAGUCCUGGAUAAAUGACGAAUGUUUCCAGUGUGUGUGUUUCGAGCCUUUUGGAGUGGGCUGCUGUGAACAUGGAAAGCAGCCAGUCGAUUACCCGCCCUGGUGCGAGGCCGUUAGAAAACCAAAUUCCUGCACAGUUGCUGUGGUGAUGAAGGCCAACCAUAAACUUCCCUGUCUAUUUGGGGGGAAGAACCGCUUGUCAGCAUCAGAUGGGCUGCUGUGGAAAUCAGAGAACGACCCACUCUACUAGACUGAAUUACUGAAUUCACAAAUGCAAAAUAUAAUUUAUAUAUAAGUUAACACACACA
Molecule: messenger RNA, 652 nt
Organism: Rhinichthys klamathensis goyatoka
Lineage: Eukaryota; Metazoa; Chordata; Actinopteri; Cypriniformes; Leuciscidae
Gene: msmp2
Product: microseminoprotein, prostate associated 2
Exons: 5
Coding region: 199-594 (131 amino acids)
Source: RefSeq, a predicted model, not a curated record